ACAGCAGUCUGUAGAGUGGAGAGUCGCUUCAGUGGCGUGCCGGAGAAAAGCGGCGCUAAGUAGAAUAACGGGAAAGGUGACAAUUACUCCAGCCGCGUGUAACGCGCUUAUCCCUGUGGAUGUAAGAUGAAUAUUCAACACAAUCCAGGGCUUUACAGCAGAAAACAACCCUUCCAUCCUGGACACGUUUUAGGAGCCGGACUCUGAAAAAAAAAAAAAAUUUUGGGGGUGGGGGGGUGUGUUGGGCAAACUUUUGGAGCUAUUAGCUUAUUUUUCCAGCCCUCCUGCACCAACACUGUACUCUGUUAAACACUGGAAUAUGCUGGGAAACAGCAUGCCAUCUGCAAGGUUUCUCCCUAAAGGAAAGUAAAUGUUUGGAAAUCAGAAGUACAGCCUUCAAGAUGGAAGAACAGUGCUACUACAAUGAAACCAUUGCCUUCUUUUACAAUCAAAGUGGGAAGUAUCUGGCUACUGAGUGGAAUACAGUCAGCAAGCUUGUGAUGGGCCUUGGGAUUACAGUAUGUAUCUUUAUCAUGCUGGCCAACCUGUUGGUGAUGGUAGCCAUCUACAUCAACCGCCGCUUCCACUUCCCCAUCUACUACCUGAUGGCUAACCUAGCUGCUGCAGACUUCUUUGCAGGGCUGGCAUAUUUUUACUUGAUGUUCAACACUGGGCCCAACACGCGGCGUCUGACAGUAAGCACGUGGCUCCUGCGGCAGGGCCUCAUCGACACAAGCCUGACGGCCUCUGUUGCCAACUUGCUGGCUAUCGCCAUUGAGCGCCACAUUACAGUGUUCCGCAUGCAGCUGCACACGCGCAUGAGCAACCGACGCGUGGUGGUAGUGAUCGUGAUCAUCUGGACCAUGUCCAUUGUCAUGGGUGCCAUCCCCAGCGUGGGCUGGAACUGCAUCUGUGCCAUCAGGAGCUGCUCCAGCAUGGCGCCUCUAUAUAGCAACUCGUACCUCGUCUUCUGGGCUGUCUUCAACCUGGUGACCUUUGUGGUUAUGGUGGUUCUCUAUGCCCACAUAUUCAUGUAUGUGCGCCAGCGUACCAUGAGAAUGUCACGGCACAGCUCAGGCCAGCGGCGGAACAGGGAUACUAUGAUGAGCUUGCUGAAGACGGUGGUGAUCGUCCUGGGUGCGUUCAUUGUAUGCUGGACCCCUGGAUUAGUUCUCCUGUUGUUGGACGUCUUCUGCCCCAAAUGUGAUGUGCUGGCCUACGAGAAGUUCUUCCUCCUCUUGGCAGAGUUCAACUCAGCCAUGAACCCCAUCAUAUACUCCUACCGGGACAAGGAGAUGAGCGUGACCUUCCGGCGGAUCCUGUGCUGCCAGCGGCAGGAGAACGCCAAUGGCACAGCGGAGGGCUCUGACCGCUCCGCUUCCUCCUUCAACCACACAGUUCUGAGCUCGCCGCACAAUAAUGACCACUCAGUGGUCUGACGGUGGCGUGCCAGCGCAGCUGGGACUGUCAGGAUUGAACCCAGGCUGGGAGAGGAGCACCUUGCCCAGUAGCAGAGCUGCACAGGAGACGUUUGUAUCAGUGGUGACGUCAUUUUGGAGGGAUUAGGGAUUUAAAUCGAACAAUAUGAGUUUUUAAGGUUCAGCAAGUAUGAUCACUGCUUUGGCAAUGCCAGGAGAAAGCCUAAUUAAAGAGCCUAAUUAGUAAUUUCAAGUCAUUUCAUUAAUCUAUUCCAAGUCAUGUCAGUUAUAAAUUUUGGCAGUAUCUGGAUUAAUUCAUAGUAGGACUCAGAAGUAAUUAUAUUCACAUUUUAUGCUUAGGCCUUUGUAUUACAGAGAUAAGGAGUGCACUUUUGGGAGCACUGAGGAAUGGUAUCAGUUUGCCAUCUGGUAUUGUAUGAAGAACAUGUGGUUUGUACCUUAUUGGCUUUGUGACAUUCCCAACUUUGCACUGCGGUUUCUUCCUGUGCUAUUAAACAUAGAGUAGAGACAUGUGCUACGCACAUCCAGGGUGAAAAGAAACCAUUGGUGUAUCAAAUAUUUUAACUUUGUGCCAAGAAGAAUUCCAGGUAGUCCAUGAUUCAGUAACAUGAUUCACUUAGAGAUUAUGCAGCUUCAUGGGUUGUUCUUGGGCAUUUUUGUCCCAGCAUACCAAAAUAGCAUCAAUAAGUCACCUUCUGGUCUUUGCUGUGACACUGGUAAUGAAGUAAGUAAAAAGCAAUGUGUAAGUAAAAAGUAGUGUUUUUUAGGUGGAAUCUUUGUCAGUAUCUGCCAGCUCUAAUACAAGUAGCUUCAUAUCUCUCUCUCUCUCUCUCUCUCUCUCUCUCUCUCUCUCUCUCUCUCUCUCUCUCUCUCUCUCUCUCUCUCUCUCUCUCUCUCUCUCUCUCUCUCUCAGUGGGGUCCAGCAUAAACAAGGACCACUUGCACAUGAGCCAUUUUAUUUUUUCAGGGAGUCCAGACUGUGGACUAUCAGGAUAUGGAAGCCACAAAUGCCCUGUAUAAGACCCUUUUAUAUGUUUUGUGGAGAAUAUUUUUCUUUUACAUUUUUUGGUAAUUUUCAGGUUUCACUGGUGAAUGGAUGAUGCUUCACUAACAGACAUAAAACAGAACCAAUAUAUUCAGAAAGCUUGUAAUAACAGUAUGACUAGUUGCUAAGAAACAGAGUAGGCUACAGAUCAUAUGCAAGCCCUGGCUAAGGUUAUCAGUUUGACAUUGUAUAUGUUCAGUAUUAAUGGCUGACAUAUACAAUGACAUAUACAGUAUUAAUGGCUGACAUAUUCAAUACAAAUUAUCUUUGUGUCAUGGCCUUUAGCACCAUAAAAUGUAAUUAUGUUGGAAAACAACAUAAAUACAUGUUGUGAGUAAGACAUAAGAGAAACUAAAUUAUCAUUGAAGGUUGGUCUGUUCUUCCUUUGUGAGUUUAUGUAUGUAUGUAUAUAAUAUAUGUAUAUAUUCAAUGUUAGUCAAAAGGGGAAUGUUUAUUUUUAAUGAUUA
This is a messenger RNA of Electrophorus electricus (electric eel), 2951 nucleotides long. It is a transcript of the gene lpar1, whose product is annotated as lysophosphatidic acid receptor 1. The record is from RefSeq and is a predicted model, not a curated record. Lineage: Eukaryota; Metazoa; Chordata; Actinopteri; Gymnotiformes; Gymnotidae. Gene Ontology annotation, molecular function: lysophosphatidic acid receptor activity. Gene Ontology annotation, cellular component: membrane. Gene Ontology annotation, biological process: G protein-coupled receptor signaling pathway.